Racocetra fulgida is the source of this 2012-nucleotide messenger RNA. NCBI's taxonomy places the organism in Eukaryota, Fungi, Glomeromycota, Glomeromycetes, Diversisporales, Gigasporaceae. The record is from the annotation of a GenBank genome assembly.
AUGAGCAACAAUGAUAAUGACUUUCGUUAUCUAGACAGUGGACUGGAGGCUACUUCUAUUCAAAGUAUCUAUUUAGAAGAGGAAGAUCUUAAUAAUCAAUGGGGAGACACUUCAAUCGAAUAUAUAAUCCGUAAAUAUUACGGCGGAACCAUAUCUUCAAUCUUCUCAGUUGAUAAUUCUGAUGACAAUAACGUUUCUGGGCUCGCCUCUCAUCGAUCAGAUGAAAUUUUGCAUAACUUGCACUUUUUUGAUCAUCGUUAUAUUCGAUUCAUUUACAACCCUAUAUCAGGAAAAUUCGUACAGAAUAAUUUUUGGAAAGACCCUGCAUGGGUAUCCGUUGACGUGUUGAAAAAGGGAAUUGAUCGUGAGACUCAUAACGAACGUGAAAUUAUCUUUGGUCAAAAUUUGAUUGAUAUUAAAGAAAAAUCUACCGUUCAACUUUUAAUUGACGAGACUCUUUAUUUAGGAGAAUCUAUCCCUGUAUCCAAGUUGCCUAUUGAUGAUACAUCUUUGAAUAUAUUGGACUUAACUGCUACCAAUGUUCGACCGGAAGUAGCCAAACAUUUUUUGUUUUCCGGAACGAAAAUUGUACGAGUGCGUCGGGCCAAGAAUGGUGCUAUAUCAUUUAGUGCAGAUGCUGGAAACAUAUCUGAUGAUGACGGAGCUUUAGCAAUGGUCGUACCUUUAAUGGGCUUUUUGAUUAGUACAUAUAAUUUUAUUAGAUUGGGAGUAAAUGCUGUUAUAAUAAUUUUGCGUGCGUUGGAUUUAAUUACUAUCGUGGUUCCUCCUGCAUUACCUGCAACAAUGAGCAUUGGUACAAAUUUCGCCAUUGGAAGAUUAAAAAAAGCAGGAAUAUUUUGUAUUAGCCCACCAAGGGUUAAUGUUGGAGGAAAGCUAAAUGUCAUGUGUUUUGAUAAAACGGGCACGCUUACGGAAGAUGGAUUAGAUGUUUUAGGUGUUCGUUUUAUUAAUCAAACAUCACACAGUGAUGGUCAUAAGACUAAUAAUUCUAUUCCACCAAUUUUGUGUGCCAUGACUACGUGCCAUUCUCUUAAAUUAGUCAAUGGUGAACUAAUUGGUGAUCCACUUGAUUUAAAAAUGUUUGAUUUUACUAAAUGGAUACUUGAAGAAAGUGGACAAGGUGUUUCAUCCAGUACAUUAAGAUUGUCAACUGGAUCAGCACCUUCCGGGAGACCAGGUAGCCCUACGAAUGGAACAGGUAGCAUAGUACCAACAGUGGUUAGACCACCUAAUAGUAAACAAUUUGAUUUAAAUGAAGCACUUAAUGUAGGGGGAAAAAACGGGGAUGGAAAACCUACACCAUUUAUUGAGUUAGGAAUAAUUCGAACUUUUGAAUUUGUUUCAUCAUUACGACGUAUGAGCGUGCUCGUAAAACGUCUGCGAAAUCAAACAAUUGAAGUUUACGUUAAAGGGGCACCAGAAGUGAUGCGCGAUAUUUGUCGAGCCGAUUCCUGUGAUAAUGUCUUGACUGCAAUAAGUGUUUCUCGUGAAUGUGGAUUGGUCAAUAAGGCAUCAAAAGUUUAUGUACCAAGAUUCGUUCAAGGAUCGUCUUUAAGCUCACGAGCAUCUAUUUCAUGGGAGAGUUUGGAUAACCCAAAAGAUUCACUGGAUUCAACGACAUUAAAACAAAUUAUUUCUAUAUCACAGGAUUAUCCUAGCGAAUAUCCGUUUAUUAGUCCUUAUGAAUACGACCUUGCAGUGACUGGCGAUGUUUUCCGUUGGAUUAUAGAUUAUGGAGAUGAAAUGACAUUUACUCGGAUGCUUGUGAAAGGCCAAAUUUUUGCACGUAUGUCGCCAGACGAGAAACACGAAUUAGUAGAAAAACUACAAGAAAUAGGAUAUUGUGUUGGCUUUUGUGGUGAUGGUGCCAACGAUUGUGGAGCACUUAAAGCGGCAGACGUUGGAUUGUCACUUUCUGAUGCAGAAGCUUCUGUUGCGGCUCCAUUUACGAGUCGUAAUAUGGAUAUCGGCUGUGUUAUCGAAGUUAUUAA